GAUCUGGUUGGGUAUUGGAAUUCAAAGUUUUCGUAUAUAGAAGAAAAUCAGUUUCUCUUCUUCACCCUCGUUAACCUGUCAUUUCCUUUUUCUGAGUUUUUCCUUUUAUACAUAUGUAUAUUUUUGUUUAGUCCUUAAACUUAUUUAUAUUAACAAAGUUUCACACUUGUAGACCAAAAACAUUGAAAAAAACAUAGAAAGAAAAACUAAAAACCUAAUACCACCCUACCUUUCACUCCAAUGGCGGCUCCGGCGGCGGCAAUGCACGCCAAGUCGGACUCUGAAGUGACGAGUUUCGACCAGUCUACUCCGCCGAGGUCCCCACGGCGGCCGCUCUACUACGUCCAGAGCCCCUCUAACCACGACGUGGAGAAAAUGUCGUACGGGUCAAGCCCAAUAGGGUCACCUCACCACCACAACUACUACCACUGCUCCCCAAUCCACCACUCCCGCGAGUCCUCCACCUCCAGAUUCUCCGCCUCACUCAAAAACCCUAGGACUGUCUCCGCCUGGAAGAAGAUUCAGCCCGGACAGGAGUCCGACGAAGACGACGACGACCAAAACAGCUUCGUUUCGCGAGACAAGGGCCGAAAUGUCAGACUCUACUUCUGUUUCGCCUUGCUCUUUGUGGUUCUUUUUACUCUGUUUUCAGUGAUCCUUUGGGGUGCUAGCAAAUCUUACAAGCCCGAAGUUAUCGUUGAGCAUAUUGUUAUUAGGCGAUUCGAUAUUCAGGCAGGAAAUGAUCGAACAGGGGUACCCACAGAUAUGUUGUCAUUGAAUUCGACGGUCAGGAUCUUAUACAGAAAUCCAGCCACAUUCUUCGGCGUCCACGUCACCUCUACUCCUCUCGAGCUUCACUACUACCAGCUCAAAGUGGCCUCUGGAGAGAUGAAGAAGUUUCAUCAAAGGAGGCAAAGUCAUCGGAAAGUAGUGACUGUUGUGCUGGGACACCAAAUUCCUCUUUACGGUGGAAUCUCAGUCGUCGGAGGUGCUAAAGAUAAUAUCGAAAACGUUGUCAUUCCCCUGAAACUGACAUUCAAGAUGCGGUCGCGGGCCUACAUUUUGGGCAAGCUGGUAAAGUCUAAGUUUUAUACAAAAGUCCAAUGCUCUGUUAUGCUUAAGGGCAGCAAACUUGGCAAACCCUUAAAAAUGACCAAUUCAUGUACCUAUAAAUGAAUUAUUUGUUCUCGUACCAUUUUGGCUUUUGUAAAAACAAUUUUGGUUGUCCAACCAUUUUUGUUGAAAUUUCAUCUGUAAAAGUUAUAACCUGGCUUUGUCCUCAUGGAUGGCAAGGCUUGAAAAAAAAAUGUAAUUAUAGGUGCCAGUGAUCUAGUUGACUUUCUAGGUUUUGUUUUGCUUGGAAAAUCCGAAGAUUUUUAAUUUAAAAUGCCUGAAACAUCUGUUGUGACUGGUAAAAUUGUCUUCUGACUUUUUACUCUGGUUUUA
This is a messenger RNA of Humulus lupulus (European hop), 1446 nucleotides long. RefSeq lists its product as uncharacterized. The record is from RefSeq and is a predicted model, not a curated record. The transcript has 3 exons. Lineage: Eukaryota; Viridiplantae; Streptophyta; Magnoliopsida; Rosales; Cannabaceae. The coding region runs from base 241 to 1176 and encodes 311 amino acids.